Pseudomassariella vexata is the source of this 1643-nucleotide messenger RNA. Its product is annotated as chaperonin 10-like protein. Gene Ontology annotation, molecular function: (R,R)-butanediol dehydrogenase activity; zinc ion binding. Bases 130 to 1455 code for a protein of 441 amino acids. Gene Ontology annotation, cellular component: cytoplasm. The transcript is spliced from 4 exons. NCBI's taxonomy places the organism in Eukaryota, Fungi, Ascomycota, Sordariomycetes, Amphisphaeriales, Pseudomassariaceae. The record is from RefSeq and is a predicted model, not a curated record. Gene Ontology annotation, biological process: butanediol biosynthetic process.
CAACCCUGGCUCGAGCGCUCAAAGAUGUUCCGGAACUUCAGACACAAUUUUAUAUGCGCGCAUCACAUUGUGGUAAAAAUCUUAAGAUCAUGAGGGCACGUUGACUUCCCCGCAAUUCCCGUGGGUGGCAUGAUUAUGGAAAGAGAAGGCGGGGAGAAUGCGGAGGCAAAAGAGACGAACGCAUGUUACGAGUGGAGAUUUGCCUUUCCCGAUAGGUCGUUGAAAAUGGACGACAGGCUUUACUUAUUUAUUCAACUACCAUGCCCCGGAUUCUCCAGGGCAAAUAGUAAAAUUCAAAUAUCUUCACGAAGCACAUCUUAUAUCAUGCGAGCAUUACGAUAUCACGGCCAGAAAGACAUCCGCCUGGAGGAGAUUGAGGAGCCCCAGGUCAAGCCGGGCUGGGUCAAAAUUGCACCGGCAUUUGUCGGCAUCUGCGGGACAGACCUGCACGAGUACCUCGGCGGGAACAAUCUUAUCCCGCGACCGGGCCAUCCGCACGUCCUCACCAAGGAGACGUCGCCGUUGACUCUGGGUCACGAGUUCAGUGGCGUGAUCGAGGAAGUCGGAAGUGGAGUUUCUGAUCUCGAGCCUGGCCAGAAUGUGUGUGUGCAGCCGACGUUGUACUGUAACGAGUGCGAUCCGUGUAAGCGGGGUUUGCAGAACUGUUGUGAUCAGGGGGGUUUUAUUGGGUUGAGUGGGUUUGGAGGUGGUCUAGCAGACCAUGUCGUGGUCCCCAAAUCCGCAGUCUGGAAACUGCCUUCCAACAUCGACUUGGAACUUGGAGCCCUCGUCGAACCCUUGGCAGUAGGCUACCACGCCGUCGAAAUCGCCCCGAUCCCACACCCCAUCCCCUCGGACCUCCCUAUCCUCGUCCUGGGCAGCGGCCCCAUCGGCCUCGCCGUAAUCCAAGCCAUCAUCGCACAAUGCUCCUCUCGCUCCUUCCCGCCCCUAAUCAUCGUCUCGGAACCCUCGCCCACCCGCCAAGAAUUCGCCCUCGACUUCGGCGCCCACCACGUUAUCAACCCUCUACGCACCGACCUAGUAUCCUCCAUCCAAUCUAUGACGCGUAAAGAGGGUGUGACCGUAGUCUUUGACUGUGCGGGCGCGCAGUCCGGCUUAGAGCAAGCCAUGAAGUGCGUUCGGGUGCGGGGGAGCGUGGUGAAUGUGGCGAUUUGGGAGAAUAAGGCCCAGGUCAAUGUGAAUGAUGUUGUUUUUGGGGAACGGGCGUAUAUGGGUGCUGCGACGUACGAUAAUGGGGAUUUUGGACGAGUGUUGAGGGCCAUGGAGCACGGGAGGAUUAGGCCGAGGGAGAUGAUUACGAGAAUAAUUGCGUUGGAGGAGGUUGAGGAGAAGGGUUUUAGGGGGUUGAUUAAGGAGAAGGAUCGGCAGGUUAAGAUUUUGGUUGAUGUGACGGGGAGAGGGAGGAAGGAUUCGGGGGUUGGGUAUUUGGAUUAGGGCCUGGGAAACGUGGUGUUGAUAAGAUUGAUGAUGUAACGAUGUAAAUAGGAGUUUCUGAUGUUUGGUUUAGCAACUGGGUCAAAGGGAUUGUCACAAUGGAAACCAGAGUAUCUUGAGAAUGCGACUUAAGUGUUCUAUAGGCCUGUACCAACCCUCAAAAACACCAUACCUUCAAAGAAAUUCCA